This is a messenger RNA of Toxotes jaculatrix (banded archerfish), 2463 nucleotides long. RefSeq names its product oxysterol binding protein 2a (gene osbp2a). Lineage: Eukaryota; Metazoa; Chordata; Actinopteri; Toxotidae. Gene Ontology annotation, molecular function: cholesterol binding. The transcript is spliced from 15 exons. The record is from RefSeq and is a predicted model, not a curated record. Bases 1 to 2232 code for a protein of 743 amino acids. Gene Ontology annotation, cellular component: intracellular membrane-bounded organelle; membrane; cytosol.
AUGAACGAGCUGGUGAAGAGCUUACCCUCCCCGACUCUCCCGGGGCUCCACCUGCCGUGUCUGGAUACCUACAAAGGCUGGCUCUUUAAAUGGACCAACUACCUGAAGGGCUACCAGCGGCGGUGGUUCGUGCUCAGUAACGGCCUGCUGUCCUACUACAGGACUCAGGCAGAGAUGGCACACACUUGCCGGGGCACCAUUCCCUUGGCAACAGCACACAUCGAAGUGGGUGACACCUGCCACUUGGUGUUAACCAGUGGAGGCCGAAGCUACCACCUGAAGGCCACCUCUGAGGGAGAGUGUCAGCGCUGGGUGUCAGCCCUGCAGCAAGCCAAGGCCAAUGCCACGCUCCUAAUGCAUCACUCAGAUGACUCAGGAGAUGAAGGCCCUGUACCUCAGGAGGACCGUGCCCUAACCCAAGGGGUGCUCAAGACUCUGGCCAGCAAGCUAGAUGACCUGAGCACCUGUAAUGAGCUGAUAGGAAAGCACGGCGCCGCUCUCCAGCGUUCCCUCAGCGAACUUGAGGAACUGCGUGGAGCCGCUGACAGCACAGACAAAGUGAAAGCCGUUAAUGAGCGAGCCACCCUGUUCCGCAUCACCUCCAAUGCUAUGAUCAAUGCUUGUCGUGACUUUCUGGAUGUAGCAGAAUCUCACAGCCGGAAGUGGCAAAAGGCCCUGCAGUAUGAGAGAGAACAGCGCCACCAUCUGGAGGAGACCAUUGAACAGUUAGCCAAACAGCACAACAGCUUAGAGAGAGCCUGGAGAGAGAAUCCCACCUCCUAUACAGGUGAGGCACAUCAAACACUUGAGGGGGAUGAGAGUGAUGAGAAUGAUGAGGCAGAGUUCUUCGAUGCCAUGGAGGACUCCCCUGCAUUCAUAACUGUGACUGCUAGUGGCGAGAUACAGCACAAGCGCUCAGGGAGUAAUCAGAGUAUGAUGAGUGGAGGAGUGCCCAAUGACUGGACUCACAAUGAAAAUGACACCUCAGGCACAAACCACAUGCAGCUACGAAGAACAAGACGCAGCCGUAUUCCCGACAAACCAAAUUACUCCCUCAACCUGUGGAGCAUCAUGAAGAACUGUAUUGGCAAAGACCUGUCCAAGAUACCCAUGCCUGUAAACUUCAAUGAGCCAUUGUCGAUGCUGCAGCGUUUGACUGAGGAUCUGGAGUACAGCGAGCUUCUGGACCGGGCAGCCCGCUGUGACUCGUCCCUGGAGCAGAUGUGCCUGGUGGCUGCCUUUUCUGUCUCCUCAUACUCCACCACAGUCCAUCGUACAGCCAAGCCCUUCAACCCUCUGCUCGGGGAGACUUACGAGCUGGACCGACUGGAGGAGUAUGGUUAUCGCUCCAUCUCUGAGCAGGUCAGUCAUCACCCACCAGCUGCUGCUCACCAUGUGACAUCACAGCGAGGAUGGACCCUGUGGCAGCAUAUCACUAUCGACAGCAAGUUUCGUGGGAAAUACAUUUCUGUUGUGCCAUUAGGAAACAUUCACCUGCAGUUCCACUCAAGUGGAAACCACUAUGUGUGGAGCAAAGUGACAUCUACAGUGCACAACAUUAUCGUGGGAAAACUGUGGAUUGAUCAGUCUGGGGACAUUGACAUUGUUAACAACACUACCAAGGACACCUGCCGUCUCAAAUUCUCUCCCUACAGCUACUUCUCCAGAGAAGUGCCACGUAAGGUGACAGGAGUGGUAGAGGACAGAGAGGGCACAGCCCAUUACAUCCUGUCAGGAACCUGGGAUGAUAAGAUGGAGAGUUCCAAAAUAGUGGACAGCAGCCAAGGAUGUGGAGGUUCUGAAGGCAAACAAAAGACAGUUUACCAGACUCUUCAGCCCAAACUCCUGUGGAAGAAAUAUCCCCUCCCAGAUAAUGCAGAGAACAUGCACUUUUUCUCCUCCCUGGCUUUGACUCUGAAUGAACCAGAAGAAGGUGUGGCACCCACUGACAGUCGUCUGCGGCCAGACCAGCGGCUGAUGGAGGCAGGUCUGUGGGAUGAAGCAAACGCCCAGAAGCAGCGACUGGAAGAACGCCAGAGGCUAGAGAGGAAAAAAAGGGACGCACAAGCCAAUCAGGCACUGGAGGAGGGGCAAGAUAUCGAGGGCUACCAGCCACUGUGGUUUGAGAAGAGGACUGAGGAUACAACAGGAGAGAACACUUACAUCUACAGGGGCGGCUACUGGGAGGCCAAAGAAAGACAGGACUGGACCCAAUGCCCCGAGAUCUUCUGAGACAAAAUUUCCUCUUACUCCACGGCAUCAGACAGCCUGAGUGGUUCCUCCUGAUGUGAGAAUACUGUGUGAGUUAAGGACAGUUGCUUGAGUGUGGAUUUGUGUGCAUGUGUGAGCCAGCUAUUGAAAGUAGCACUCACAUUCAGAAUUUCAACUACAAAACAAGUUACUAAUCUAUUCACUUCUGUUAUAGUUUGUGUUUUCAGGAUGCAUGGCCUCACUUUGUGUGUA